AUGAGAGAGAAUCUUGCUUGUGUGUCAUCCCAAAGCAUGGCGUUCACUGACUGUAUGACACCCACUGACCUGUCCACAGAGAGGAAGGGGAUAAAGAGGAAAAACUGGAGGAACAGAAUAGGAUUUUUCUUGAAGACAAACACUUCCCAGUCGAUAAUGCAUCUAAUGAAAAACGGAUCUUACAGGCCGACUGCUGAUGACGUGCACCAAUGGGCGCAGUCACUUGACAAACUACUCAGUCAUAAAUACGGGAAAACUGUGUUUUGUAUCUUUCUGAAGUCUGAGUUCUGCGAAGAGAACAUUGAGUUUUGGACAGCCUGUGAGGAUUUCAGGAACACCACGUCGCACAAAGAGCUGGCGUCCAAGGCCAACAGUAUUUACGAGGAGUUCAUUAAAAGUGAAGCUCCCAAAGAGAUAAACCUGGAUUUCCACACAAAAAAUGCCAUCGUCCAGACCCUCCAUGAGCCCACUGUGACCAGCUUCCUGCCAGCUCAGGGGAAAGCCUACAGCCUGAUGGAGAACAACUCCUACCCCAGAUUUAUCUACUCCGACCUCUACAAAGAACUGUGUGCUGCUGCCAGGGGAGAGGGCAAGCACAUUAAGUCCUAGUCAAACUAGACACCCACUGCUGGAGUCAUUUGUUUACCGCUGCGACAGCAUGAAUAGGCCGCUGAUGAUGUUCAAUCCGGGCACCGCCUUGGGAUAAUACACCCAAAUGCAAAUCCUCGGCAGAAACAAUAACGUCAAGUGCGGAUAAUGCAAAAGUGAAGCCAUGUUGUAGUCCGUCGUGCUGAGAGCUGAUCAUCAGGAUGUGACAUGCUGCUCCAGGCAGCGCACUGAGCAUUUCUACCUGAUGGGAUUAUUGUUGCAUUUUCCUCACUGGGCCAUUACCUGCACUUUCUUUGUACCACGCUAUUAGCAUUUUGGGCAAUGAUGCGUACAAUAAAAUUCUGUUGAAGUGCAACUGCAUUCAAAGCUGAGAUGACUGUCAAAACACUUUACACUUCACUGUCUCACCGACGAUGCUGUUAGAAUGUAUUUCUGCGCUCAAAUCCACUUGAAGACUUUGCACAGCUGUCAUAUCCACUGAACUGCCUUUGUGAUCCUGGAUUUGCUUGGAUCUGUUUACACAAAAAGUGCAAUUCUAACUUGUAUAAUACUAUUCACAGUUUCCACCAAAGAUAGUAUUUGGCCUGAGAUUACUGUGACAAUGUUAUGUGUUGAAUGUGAAGUUGGCAGGCAGCUGGACUGCUCAAGAAA
Molecule: messenger RNA, 1260 nt
Organism: Anarrhichthys ocellatus (wolf-eel)
Lineage: Eukaryota; Metazoa; Chordata; Actinopteri; Perciformes; Anarhichadidae
Gene: rgs2
Product: regulator of G protein signaling 2
Exons: 5
Coding region: 1-609 (202 amino acids)
Source: RefSeq, a predicted model, not a curated record